AAAAAAGAAAAAAAAAGAGCAAGGAAUAUUUCGCUGGUUUUUCUAUAAGUGUUUCCUUUUGCGUAGAUCGAAAGGCAGCAUUUUACAAUCAAUUCACAAUCGUUGUAAAAUGGCAGGAAAAUCGAGACCAAAGCCAUUAAAUGUUUACUUUUAUAUUCCAAAUAUCAUCGGGUACCUGAGGAUUUUGAUGAAUAUUGUUGCAUUUGCUGUGUGCUUUGUGGACAAAAAGCUAUUUUCCCUUCUGUAUUUUGUUAGUUUCGUUUGUGAUGCUUUGGAUGGUUGGUUUGCUCGUAAGUUCAAUCAAGCUUCGACAUUUGGGGCUGUUUUGGACAUGGUGACAGAUAGGGUUAGCACUGCCUGUCUGCUGGUUAUUCUUUCACAGGUUUACAGGCCUGGUUUUAUUUUCUUGUCAUUGCUUGCUCUAGAUAUUUCCAGCCAUUGGUUGCAAAUGUAUAGUACCUUCUUAGUAGGAAAGACAAGUCAUAAAGAUGUCAAAGACAGCAGUAGCUGGCUAUUCAGGCUUUACUAUGGAAAUAGGAUGUUUAUGGGCUACUGUUGCGUGUCAUGUGAGGUUCUUUAUAUUACAUUGUUCCUUCUUGCAAGGAACGAGACUGACAGUCUUAUUGAUGUUCUUGUAAAUACUGCAACGACAAGUUGGAUUUAUCUCGUCUAUCUUGCUCUUCUUGUGUUUGGAUGGGCAAUCAAGCAAUUUGUUAAUGUCAUACAGAUGAAAACCGCAGCUGAUGCUUGCGUGCUGUAUGACAUCAACAAAAAACAGUAGCACUGAUGUAAACGUAAAACGAGAGGCUUCUGCAAUAAUGCUUUUCUGGAUAGUGCAUUUUGUUUUUCUGGAUACUGCUUUUGUUCACACAUUCCGGUGGUCCUUCCAGGUAGCAGCUUCUUUUGGUGAUGGCUUGAAUUGGAAAGAGUUUUCUGAUGCAUACAUUCUGUAGGAAAUGAUCUAAGAUUUUCGGCUAACAACUGCUUAUGGCCUAAGGCCUAAUCAUGCGUCAUUUCUCCCUCAUUGUUGUGCCUAAAGUUGGAUAUGAUUCUAACAGUUCCUUUACUGUCGAUUUUUUUGGGGGUUUGUUUAGUUGGAAUGUACAUACUCUUUGGCAAAUCAUAGGGAUUUUGAUGUUUGUUCUCAUAUUGUUGACGAAUAGCCAUUGGAUUUUGUCCCCUCUGGGUUCAUUAACUUUGAUUUCUGUACCAUGAUCAAUAUUUGAUAUAUUGUAGUUC
Molecule: messenger RNA, 1239 nt
Organism: Lycium ferocissimum
Lineage: Eukaryota; Viridiplantae; Streptophyta; Magnoliopsida; Solanales; Solanaceae
Product: probable CDP-diacylglycerol--inositol 3-phosphatidyltransferase 2
Exons: 10
Coding region: 110-781 (223 amino acids)
Biological process (GO): phosphatidylinositol biosynthetic process
Cellular component (GO): membrane; Golgi apparatus
Molecular function (GO): CDP-diacylglycerol-inositol 3-phosphatidyltransferase activity
Source: RefSeq, a predicted model, not a curated record